Messenger RNA from Staurois parvus, 768 nucleotides. NCBI's taxonomy places the organism in Eukaryota, Metazoa, Chordata, Amphibia, Anura, Ranidae. The record is from the annotation of a GenBank genome assembly.
CCCAGGACCCUGUAUUCACUAUAUCUGGUCUCCCAGGACCCUGUAUUCACUAUAUCUGGUCUCCCAGGACCCUGUAUUCACUAUAUCUGGUCUCCCCGGACCCUGCAUUCACUAUAUCUGGUCUCCCCGGACCCCGCAUUCACUAUAUCUGGUCUCCCCGGACCCCGCAUUCAUUAUAUCUGGUCUCCCCGGACCCUGCAUUCAUUAUAUCUGGUCUCCCCGGACCCUGCAUUCAUUAUAUCUGGUCUCCCCGGACCCUGCAUUCAUUAUAUCUGGUCUCCCCGGACCCUGCAUUCAUUAUAUCUGGUCUCCCCGGACCCUGCAUUCAUUAUAUCUGGUCUCCCCGGACCCUGCAUUCACUAUAUCAGGUCUCCCCGGGCCCUGCAUUCACUAUAUCUGGUCUCCCCGGACCCCGCAUUCACUAUAUUUGGUCUCCCCGGACCCUGCAUUCACUAUAUCUGCUCUCCCAGGACCCUGCAUUCACUAUAUCUGGUCUCCCCGGACCCCGCAUUCACUAUAUCUGGUCUCCCCGGACCCUGCAUUCACUAUAUCUGGUCUCCCCGGACCCUGCAUUCAUUAUAUCUGGUCUCCCCGGACCCUGCAUUCAUUAUAUCUGGUCUCCCCGGACCCUGCAUUCAUUAUAUCUGGUCUCCCCGGGCCCUGCAUUCACUAUAUCUGGUCUCCCCGGACCCCGCAUUCACUAUAUUUGGUCUCCCCGGACCCUGCAUUCACUAUAUCUGCUCUCCAGGACCCUGCAUUCACUAUAUC